This is a messenger RNA of Suricata suricatta (meerkat), 1381 nucleotides long. It is a transcript of the gene TMEM37, whose product is annotated as transmembrane protein 37. Gene Ontology annotation, cellular component: membrane. The coding region runs from base 55 to 648 and encodes 197 amino acids. Gene Ontology annotation, molecular function: calcium channel activity; voltage-gated monoatomic ion channel activity. NCBI's taxonomy places the organism in Eukaryota, Metazoa, Chordata, Mammalia, Carnivora, Herpestidae. The transcript is spliced from 2 exons. The record is from RefSeq and is a predicted model, not a curated record.
GGCAGCUUGCGGCGCCGCGGACCGGCUGGAGGGCGCGAGGAGCACGGGCGCAGCAUGACUGCCAUCGCGGUGCAGGCCCAGAGGCUGCUGGCCCAGAGGCGCCCCCAGCGGCCCUUCUUGGAAUCCUUCAUCCGGGUCCUCAUCAUCGUGUGCGCUGCCCUGGCCCUGGUCCUCUCCUCCGUCUCCAUCUGUGAUGGCCACUGGUUGCUGGCUGAGGGCCGCCUCUUUGGGCUCUGGCACUUCUGCACUUCCUCCAACCAGACAGGGCCACGCUGCCUCAGAGACCUGAGCCAGGCCCAUGUGCCCGGGCUGGCCGUGGGCAUGGUCCUGGCCCGCAGUGUGGGCGCCCUGGCUGUGGUGGCCGCCAUCUUAGGCCUGGAGCUCCUCAUGGUGUCUCAGGUGUGUGAAGACCUCCGCUCACGACGCAAGUGGGCUGUGGGCUGUAUCCUCCUCCUCAUCUCCUUCAUCCUCUCCUCCGGGGGGCUCCUGAGCUUCGUGAUUCUCCUCUGGGACCAGGUCACGCUCAUUGGCUUCACCCUGAUGUUCUGGUGCGAGUUCACGGCCUCCUUCCUCUUCUUUCUGAAUGCCAUCAGCGGCCUUCACGUCAACAGCAUCACCCAUCCCUGGAGCCAACCAAGGAAGUUUUAGGCCUCCCUCCUAACUCCGAGAACAUCAGCUUCUACAAGAAAGCGUGGUCAAGAUGGGACUUUUCCAGCAUGUGACCUCGGACAGGGGUAGGGGUGGGACAGUGACCUUGAAACUGCUGCUUCUUGAUCCGUAACAUUUGGGUGGCUGGCCAGAACGAGCCUGGCGGCCUCUGCAGCGGGCCUGUGGGGUCGGAAGCCAGGAGUGUGCCUCAGUGCCACCGGCUGCACAGCCUUAGCCAAGUUAUUAGAUGUGGAGUUUAGAAGCAACAGGUUUUAAGACUCUUUUCUUGAAUCCUUCUUCCCAGGAUGGGAAUAGAUUUGGAAGCAGCUAGGGUAACUGGUGCCUGGGCUGGCCACACAGCUAAGUGCAGUUCACGCUUGUUUUAUGGACUCUGUGCCAGGAUAGGGGCUGUGGGGUCCCUGAGGUCUCCUGGCGUUGCCCAGAGCACAUCAUCCUUCCAGCGAAGCAUAUCCAGUCAGUGCUUAGGACUGUCUUCCACCAGCCCAAAGGGUCUGUGUGCACAUUUCCCUGAUCUAGCUUUGGUCAUGCUAUUGAGGAUCCCCUUAACGUCUUGCACAUCAAAGGUUUUUAAACCAUCUGACUUGAUUUGAACCCUGCCUUUGGGGGGGACCCAUAAUCCUUGAAUAACUACAGCUCCCAGCAGCCGGCCAUCUUGGAGCCGGUUCCCAGGAUGGCCCCCCAGCCUCCCAAUACACAGUCCUCCCUGAGGCGA